Symsagittifera roscoffensis is the source of this 486-nucleotide messenger RNA. RefSeq names its product ATPase inhibitor, mitochondrial-like. Gene Ontology annotation, biological process: negative regulation of ATP-dependent activity. Gene Ontology annotation, molecular function: ATPase inhibitor activity. NCBI's taxonomy places the organism in Eukaryota, Metazoa, Xenacoelomorpha, Acoela, Convolutidae. Bases 16 to 348 code for a protein of 110 amino acids. The record is from RefSeq and is a predicted model, not a curated record. The transcript is spliced from 3 exons. Gene Ontology annotation, cellular component: mitochondrion.
UUAAAUAGAAUUGAAAUGUUGAGACAGGUCUGUGGUUCAGCUAGUUUCAGAGGUGUGUCGGUUGGUGUUGCCGCCUUGACCAGGAGAACCAUCCAUGUGACAUCUGUAGUUGCUAUCAACGACUCGGGAGCCAUCAAAGAUGCCGGUGGGGCCAUGUCUAAGAAGGGAGCUGUGAAUGAAGACAGCUACUAUAGAAAAGUACAACAAGAACAACUGAAGAAACUUAAGUCACUCCACAAGGACCACAUCCAAGAUGCCCAGAUGGAGAUCAAGAGACUCCAGUCUAUCAUUGACAGAAGCAAAGAAGACAUAGAGGAGCUAGAAGAAGCGGAACAAGAGCUUAAGUGAAAAGAACUUUCUAGAAUGUCCGAGAAAGUUCGAAAAACUUCUAGAUUGAACAAACACACUAAACAUGUCAUUAUUGCCUCGUAAUGGUUACACUCUAAAUAUUUUACUACCAGAAAACUAAUUGAAGAAAUUAUAGAA